Molecule: messenger RNA, 1912 nt
Organism: Schistosoma intercalatum
Lineage: Eukaryota; Metazoa; Platyhelminthes; Trematoda; Strigeidida; Schistosomatidae
Source: the annotation of a GenBank genome assembly
UCAGAGGACAUAGCGGGCAAUUAGAAAAGCCGAGAACGAACAAAUCACAUGUGACAUACCGGUUUACACACCGAGUCAUCAAUACUUGGAAUCCAUUACCCAAAAAAAAAAACUAGACACUCACGAAAACGCACUAGAGAAGGAAUAACACAGGCCAUAGAACUCCUGUCCUUACCACACAAAUCUGAAUAACUUGGAUUGAACGUUGAACAGCAACCGUAAAUAGUUUUGAGGCUGGCUUUAUGUAUUACAUCGCUACGGUCUCAUUUUUCUCAUGAAUAAUUCUAGGCCAAAUGAGUUACUAGUUAACAAUUUCAAGAUACCUAAUUGGUCAGGUAAACCCCCGCCAGGUCUUCAUCUAGAUGUGCUCAAAGAUGGGAAAUUGAUUCAGAAACUUAUAAUAGAUGAAAAGAGCUGUUACUUUUUUGGUAGAAAUAAACAGUUAUGCGACUUUGCCGUGGAUCAUCAAUCAUGCUCACGUGUGCAUGCAGUUUUGGUAUGGCACAAAUUCUUGAGUCGUGCGUUCCUAAUUGACCUUGGAAGUGUCCAUGGAACUUUUAUUGGGAAAAUUAGGUUGGAACCACACAAACCUCAGCAGGUUCCAAUCGACUCUGAAAUACAUUUUGGUGCAUCUACUCGUGUUUAUAUCAUCCGUGAACGUCCUAAUCCUUUGUACAAUAUUUCUGGAAAUCCUUCGGACCCGAACUCGCAAGCACUAGAUGGCAAUGGUACAAUGGGUCCAGAAAAUCGCAAUCUGGAUGGGUCUGAUGCGGCCACAAAUUCUUUGGGUUUACUCUACUCUCAGCUUCCUCAAUCCGAGGUUGAAUUGGAUAAUUUAACCGAGUUUAACACAGCACAUAACCGUCGUAUAAGUAGCAUGGUUGAUGUUGCCUCUAAUCCUACAAUUCCUACUAACAAAGCACGUAAGAGACCACUGCAAAAUGUGCAUUUCAGUGACGCAGAUGAGGUUAUUAAUCCUGAGGAUGUUGAUCCUUCUAUUGGAAGAUUCCGAAAUCUUAUACAGGAGACUUUCAUACCAAAUAAGCGUGCUAAAGGCAGUCAUGAAGGUGCUAGCUUAGGUGUUGCAGCUCCAGACCUACCUGAAACUUUUCGAACAACUGGAAAAAAUAAUGUAGAUGGGAAUAACUCUGUUCAUAACUCAGGAAGAAGUUUGAUGCACAUGAAAAACAUAUUUGGACCUCAUUACAGUUUGGCUUCUAAGCUUGGUUUACCUGUGCCUAAUCUUGCUCCAGAUGUUGAAAGCGAACCUCAAGAGCCUACUUUACCACCAACUGUAGCAAUGCUUCAUGCCUAUGCACAUUCAAGACCUGGGACUUUAGGAAAUGCUUUUUCAGAAGGAAAAAAUACUGCUGGUGUAUCUAGACUGAGUGCCAGUGACAUAUUAGGAACUUCGAAUGAACUGGAUGGUGUUUCAGGUGCUAAUCAGGAUUCUGGACUAGAUAUGGGUCUUGUUGAAGCGAAUUAUCCUAAGAAGAAGAAGUACGCCAAAGAAGCAUGGCCUGGUAAACGCCCAGGGUUUCUGGUUGGACCUACGACCUAGUAUUUGUGCAUAUUUCUUUUCAUUUCUAACAAUUCCCGUGGUACCUUAUAUUUCAUCAUUCUUGAAUAAGAUGUCUGCCUUGUAUAUUCGUUCCAUUAAUGUUAUUAGAAGUUUUACCAUAAUUGACCAUGAUAUCGCUUUAAUAACCGACAGAAUGUACAAAACUUUUCUGUUUACUAUCAUACGAAUACCAAGUUCUAGUUUUUAUCAAUCUUGUUAAUUAUCGUAAUUCACCAACUACUUUUGGAGGAUUUUGUGCAAGCGUAAAAUACCUGAUGGUUUUACAAGAAAUAAACCACUGUAAAUACAAUCACAUUUUUAUUUAAAUAAUAUCCCCAUUUUAGUAACAAA